Messenger RNA from Suillus fuscotomentosus, 588 nucleotides. RefSeq lists its product as uncharacterized. The transcript has a single exon. The record is from RefSeq and is a predicted model, not a curated record. NCBI's taxonomy places the organism in Eukaryota, Fungi, Basidiomycota, Agaricomycetes, Boletales, Suillaceae. The coding region runs from base 1 to 588 and encodes 195 amino acids.
AUGCCCACCAGCGCAGCUCCAAAACGCAUGGCGACUCGACCUAAGAAUGCAACUCAGCAUCCAGGACAUAUUCUGACUGGGGGCGAAAACCGUACAAAAAGACGUACCAAAGCUCAAAAGGCCGCCGACGACCAACGUGAAGAAGAGGAGAAGAAGGCAAGUAAAGCAGCUGUACUGGAAACUAAUAAGCGCGUUGCGGCAUUUCAUAAAAAGAUGGAGACAGACCAAGCUGCUGCGCGUGCUGAUGCACCUAAGCCUAGUCGUCCUCGUCCUCGUCCUGUGAAAAAGGCUGUGAAAGCUCCAGAGACCACCGACUUGACUACGGCUGCCGGUAAGGCUGUUGGCGCUAUAGGCAAUGGUGGCAGGGCUGAUAAAUCAGCAGCCAGUGCCAAUAUUGAGCAUCCUGGGAGUGAAGAAGACGAGGAGUUGGAGGUGCAGAUGCCAGGAGCACGCAAGAAGAAGGGAAAGAGGAUGGUGAUCCCAGUGAAAACACCUGUGAGAGAUGCGAUUGAUGUGGCGGGUGCCCUCAUCGCCAACGAAUCAACACAGGCACGUGAUGAUGAUAAGUCGUCUGACUCGGAUGUGUAA